AUGGCUCUAUUUAUUAUGUUUUACUACAGUAUAAUGUUAAUUUGCUAUAAUUUUAGUUAUUGCACAUCAGAAAAUAUGAGCAGUUAUAAACUGUUAUCAAAUACACCAACAACUAAGUAUUGCCCGUUGGAUUUAAAAAAUAUAUACAGAAUUUAUGAAAAGCAUCCUGAUCAGUCAGAAAUAUCAAUUUGUUGUGCAAGUAGAAUAAGUAAUAGAUUUAUGUUAACUGAGAAGGUUUGCGUAAAAAAAUUUGAUCCACAAUUUAUCAAAGUUCAAAGUUGUAACAAAAUAAUCAAGUAUCAUGUGCAAGCUUUAUACACACCACAGUCUGAAAAUAAGACUCAUGGAGUGUUAUUGAUUGAAAUCAAUGGAAUCCCUGAUACAUUCUUUAAUAAAACAACAAAUUAUUACAACACAUUUUUUAUCGAAAAUAAUGACAAUCUCUGGGAAAAAAAGCAAUGCACAAUCUAUGGCACGAGUAUUAAAUCAUCAAAGAGAAUGACUUUAAAUUAUUAUGAAAAAUGGAUAACAGUAUCAAACAAUACCGUUACUGUUACUAGAAAGUGUCAAGACACUGUUGAUGGCAAUAAUAAAUGGAUGUGUCCCAUAAGACAAGAUGUGCAAUUUUGUGAAGAGGAUAUAGGUUGUCCGAUGAUGUGUGACAAUAAAUUAAUUGGAAUCGCCAGUCAAAGAUAUAAUUGGAGGACAUGGGCCGUGGGCAAGGAUUGUGGAAAUUUAGAUGUGGAGAUCAGAUAUUUAUUUUUAAAUCGAGAAUAUGUAAAUUGGAUAAAACAAAUCAUUGGAGCAAAUCCUUAG
Macrosiphum euphorbiae (potato aphid) is the source of this 816-nucleotide messenger RNA. Lineage: Eukaryota; Metazoa; Arthropoda; Insecta; Hemiptera; Aphididae. The record is from the annotation of a GenBank genome assembly.